AAAUGCUGAUGUCAGAAAUGUUUUCAGUGAACUUUUCAUUUUAUUUAUUAACUAGGUAAAAAUGGUCGCACACUUGGUAUUAAAAACAACACAAAAGAAGAAAAUAAACAGCAUACCAUUGGGAAUCGAAGGGUGUCAACAACGAAAGUCCAGAAUGUGUUCGUUGAUCCUAACGUUGGAUGCUACAAGAUGUUCUUUGCUGGCGAGUCACCACCAAAUGGUUUUCGUAAUCCCAAUAAUAAAGCUAUAAAAUAUAUCUGUCAACCGGAUGAUCAGCAGACUUUCUACUCUACGAUGUUCCAUGAGAAACAGGGGAUUGCCGUUGUUGCCGCCUACAGUUUGAGACCUGGAGACGUAGCGUUUCAGAAAAGAAAAACAUUCACAUGGACCCCGACCCUUGGUAUCGCACGUCAAGGAAGCGAUGGUAUUUAUGGCAGCAAAAAUCAAUUAAAUCCCGAUAAAUUUCAAAAAGGUCACUUAAUAUCAAAAAGGAUCUUUUCCAGUACCGAAGAACGUUGCGCAUCUACUUACACGUACACAAAUGCUGUGCCACAAGCACCCAGUUUUAACAAUGAUGGUUGGAAAGAGUAUGAGAUCAGGAUACGACGGUAUGCAAGAGAAAACUGCCUUGUGCAGCAGCAAUAGCUGCAACAGGGACAGCCAAUUUUGUAUCUUUUGACCGGCACCUCGUCCGUGG
Messenger RNA from Orbicella faveolata, 697 nucleotides. RefSeq lists its product as uncharacterized. The record is from RefSeq and is a predicted model, not a curated record. Lineage: Eukaryota; Metazoa; Cnidaria; Anthozoa; Scleractinia; Merulinidae.